Messenger RNA from Quercus robur (English oak), 1145 nucleotides. RefSeq names its product peptidyl-prolyl cis-trans isomerase FKBP20-2, chloroplastic. NCBI's taxonomy places the organism in Eukaryota, Viridiplantae, Streptophyta, Magnoliopsida, Fagales, Fagaceae. The record is from RefSeq and is a predicted model, not a curated record. Gene Ontology annotation, molecular function: peptidyl-prolyl cis-trans isomerase activity. The coding region runs from base 102 to 905 and encodes 267 amino acids. The transcript has 7 exons.
AUUUCCAGCAAACUGAGGAUAACAUGACACAGUAAACAGGAAACGGCUAACCGUGUUGGGUCUCUCUUCUUCCUUCUUUUUUUUGGUAAACACAGUAACAUAUGCUGCAAACCUCAAAUUUCCAAAGAAACCAUGUUGCUAACUUACUCAUCAGCUCCCUCUUUCAUAUCCAACCCACCUUUUCCUUAAUUGUUUCAGUAUGUACUAUGCUAGGAAGUUUUGAUACUCAGAAAAAGCAAAUAACGCGUAGCUGUCCAAUUCUCAACUUGAAAGAUGAAAGACAGAGUGGUUACACAUCACAUGUUGAUGAGACAAUAAGGCGGAGGCUUUUAUUUGGUUUGGUCACAACAGCCUUGUUUCCAACUCUAUCUUCUUCUGGAAAAACAAAGAGUAAGAAUCCAUAUGAUGAAAAACGCUUGCUAGAACAAAAUAAGCGGGUACAGAAAGAAAACAAUGCACCUGAAGACUUUCCAAGUUUUGUCAGAGAAGGUUUUCAAGUUAAUGUAGUAACACCAGAAAACUACAUAAAAUGUGAUUCUGGGCUUAUAUAUCGGGACUUUGAAGUUGGUAAAGGUGAUUGCCCAAAGGAUGGUCAGCAGGUGACUUUUCACUAUGUUGGCUAUAAUGAGUCAGGCCGCCGUAUUGACAGCACAUACCUACAGGGUUCCCCUGCCAAAAUCCGCUUGGGCAAUAAUGCAUUGGUACCAGGAUUUGAGGAAGGUAUUCGAGACAUGAGACCUGGGGGAAAAAGAAGAAUAAUCAUUCCACCAGAACUUGGACCACCGGUUGGACCUUCCACCUUUUUCAGCGCAAAACAGUUUGAAGUUUUUGAUGUUGAGCUGCUUAGCAUUCAGACCUGUCAAAGGAGGACCAUAGCUUUUUACUCUGAUUUUGUGUGCAAUUAAGUGAUGAAGCUAUAUUGUGCCCAUUUGAGUCCUGCAUAUCUCACCAUUUUUUUUGGGGGUAAUUGAUAAGUUUUUGAAUGAAGAAAUGUCCUCUGCAACACGUGCAGGUAAAUCCUUAAGUUCUCAUUGGGUAAUUGGUAUAUAAAUGGCUACAAAAUCAGAAACUUCUUUUUGUAAACUGAAAUAUUAUGUUGAAAAUUGAAUGAAGAUAAGUUGCACUAAUGUAGAAAAUUGAAUGAA